This is a messenger RNA of Chrysemys picta bellii (western painted turtle), 1431 nucleotides long. Lineage: Eukaryota; Metazoa; Chordata; Testudines; Emydidae. The record is from RefSeq and is a predicted model, not a curated record.
AGGAUGUGGGAAAGUUAACCCCCCCACCCUUCAUCUCUACCCCACAGUCCUGGACACGGCCGGGCAGGAGGAGUUCGGGGCCAUGCGGGAGCAGUACAUGCGGACGGGGGAGGGGUUCCUGCUCAUCUACGCCAUCAAUGACCGCGGCAGCUUCACCGAGAUCAGCAAGUUCCACACCCAGAUCCUGCGGGUCAAAGACCGGGACGACUUUCCCAUGAUCCUCGUGGGCAACAAGGCCGACCUGGACCUGCAGCGCCAGGUGCCCAAGGAGGAGGCGCUGGCCUUCGCCCAGGAGAAUCGCAUCCCCUACAUGGAAGCCUCGGCCAAGAUCCGCCUCAACGUAGACGAGUCCUUCCAUGAGGUCGUCCGAGCCAUCAGGAGGUUCCAGGAGCUGGAGACCCCCCCUGCUCCUACUGUGCACCCCCCAACUAAGGAGUCCAAUGGCUGCCCCUGCUGCAUCCUGUGAUGGGGGCCCCCCCACAAUCUUGCCCCCCCCCCAACACUCACCCAGCUGUGCAAGAUGGGGAGAGGGGCGGUAUAGUCCAUCAGUGUUUGUACAUAUCUAUAAAUAGGGGAGACAGAGGAUGGGGAGCCCAGGUGAUAUUUUGGGGGACAUAGAAAGGGGGUGGUUCCCCCCUGGUCUGUAGGGGUUGGGCAGUGGUCACCCUGCAUUAUGGGGUCAGGGGGUAGCAGCUCCCCUCAAAGAUGUGGGGUGGCAGGGUGGGAGCCCCAUGACAGACAGCUUGUGGCUGGAGAGUUUGUGGGGUCUCAGUCCAAGUGCCCCCCCAUGGGCACUUUGCCCCCCACCAUUGUACGGGGGUGGGGGCACCAAGCCGGGCCCCAUUUCAGUUGGGGAAAGGAGAAAUGUGAGACUCCCAUUAAGGUACCAUGGGUGGUGGAGGUGCCGCCCCCCCCCUCUGCAAGGAGGGGGGAGGUCCCCCAAAGGGUGGGGCCCUUUCCGAAAGGUUGGUCUUUUCUAUGCAAAACAAAGCUUUAUUGGGAGAGGGGACCCCGGCGUCCGGGGAGGGGGGGGACACGCUGCAUUCUGUAGCCCAAUCCUGCACAAGGAUUCGGGGGAGGGGGGGUGUCCUGUAUAAACAUGGCUAGUUACCUCACGGCUAUUUCUAGGCACUGCUUUGGCGGGGCGGGGGGCACAGCUCAUCUCCCUCCCAAGGGGAUGGGGGGGGGGCAGGGCAAACAGACUAGUCUGGGGUGGAGCAGAAGGAAUUCUGGGUAAGAUGCAGCAGGGAGGGGCAGUGGGGGGCAGUGAGGGCACAGAGGGAGGGAGUCAGUUCUACCCCUACCCGCCCCCCCACUAGCAGGGAGCUAGGAGCAAGUUUGGCUGCUUGGGGGCGGGGGGGUCGCCCCAUCUGUAAAUACCAAAGCCCCUCCCGCACCAAGCGCAGGUUGCAUUAAAGUGCCUUAAAGCCA